CGGACGUUUUUGGGGCAUGUGUUUCGUGUCGCUGUGAUUUUUUUUAUUGUGUCCAGUGUUUAAGGAGUAGAAAAGGAAAUUUUUAGAUAAGAUUAAGUGUCUGGAAAAGGAAUACGAAAGAUAGGAAACGUGUGAAUAGUUUGUGCACGGUAAAGUGCUUCUGGCAAGUCGUUAGCGCCCGGAGAGUGCAAGUGUGCAAUGUGAGCCGUCAGUCGGACGAAAGUGGCACAAGUACAGUGAAAGCAGCGAAGAACGGAACGGGCCAGCCGCAGCGAAAGGAUAACGACCCACUGAAUGGAUAAAGGGAUACGCGGAGCGGCCAGUCCGGGAUGAAAAGAAGUGGCGUGGAUCGUGGAAAACUGUCGUGAAGAACGCGGAGAACGGAAAAACGGCCGAGAAGAAAGAAAAUUCCCGAACGGGAAUAAUGCGCAAGCUUUUGUCCGUCGUGGACGUCGUCGUCGUCUUGAGCCUCGUCUUCGAGCAGUGUCACAGCCAAAGCUAAGAAAAGUUCUAUUUUUAAUCGGGAGUUCCGCGAGCCGCGUGCUCCCCCGAAUCGGACCCGCCGUGUCGGUCGCACGACCCGCAUAAUCGCACGCGACCUCCCCUAGUGCCAGUGCCGCGAGAAAGGAUACGCCGGGCCACCGAUGCACCAGUGCAGCCCGUCGUCCUUCGCCUCGCUCUCGUCCUCCGUACCACCCGCCCCCCGCCAGCGUCUUUGGCCCCGUGCGAGGCUGUCCCCCCGCGCAAACGUACCGAGAUCAGCCACACGCACUUGGCGAUUUCGAAAUCGCCACACGAUAUCGUCGUGUCGCCGCGGAAUCGCUUUCAGCUGCCAAGUCUGGUGUUUGGAGUAGCUGAAUCGCAGCCACGGCCAGGCCGCCGUCCAAGGAGCUGAACGAGCAAAUUAUAAUUUUGGAUGUACUUCCUGCGCUAAGAAAGCUGAAGCUGAUACUAUCAUUUCGAAAUCAAUCGAAAUGGACUCUGCAUCGCAGUCUGCAGAGGAAACAACAAAAAGUGGAGACGACAAAAAUUCACAAGCAUCAUCAACGGCAUCACUUACAAUAACACAACCAGCAAUAACAACAACAUCACCAACUACGACAACAGCUACGGUUACAUCGUCGAUAGACAGUACAAACGAAGUUGAUAUAACAAAACAAGCAACUGCACAGGUGGCUAUUGGGUCGACCUCAUCGUCAUCGUCAUCAUUCUCGUCGACAUCUCCCUCAUCUUCUUUACCUGCACCUAAUGGCAACAGCAGAAUCAAAUCAGAUGAAAACAAAGAAAGUUAUAGUGACGAUAAGGAUCAAGAAAGCAGACGAAGAGCUGAUGAAAGACCAGAGUUCAAAUCACAGUCAAACGAUCAAAAACAGCCCGGAGAACAUGUCAUUGACAGCCAAACAGCACAACAAACGAAUUCGUGUCAGACUGAAAGUAAAUCAUCAAGUAAUAGAGAAGGACACUCAUUGUCAUCAUCAUCUGCAUCCUCAUCCUUAGUAGCAGGAGCAGAAAAGUUUGAUGUAGUUAAGGUAGAUACAACACAGCCGACAGUCGGCAGUAAGAGCGAGCUUAGUUAUAACUUUAGCGACAGUAUAAGUUACAAGUUAAAUUGCCCAAAACCGGGAAGUAACAUGGAAAUAAGUCAACCUGCUGGUGGAAUAGCACCGUCCACGGAGUCAUCACUAUCUUCAACGCUGCCAAGCAGCUGUAAUAAGCUGAACAAAAGCAUGACGACUUCUGCAUCACCGCCACAGGUCUCCACUAGUUCAACGCAAAUAAACAAAUCAGAGGAGGAGAAAGAAGAUUCACAAAUUGUUACUAAAGACAGACUUCCAGAGCCCGUCGACGCUAGCGUAAGUUGCGAAAGUGCUAGUGUAACAAAAACAAUGCCAGAACCACCAACUAGCACUAUUUCGAUUAACAAAGAAAGUGAUAGAUACAGACAGACAGAAAAAACGAAUGAGAAGUUGCUUCCAAAUGCUUCAACUAGAGAAAAUGUCCCCGCUACUGCGUCAGAGGCACACGCGUCGACGAUGAAAUUGGAAUCAAUGUCACCAGUUGCUGCAAGUAGUAGCCAUAAUGCCACUAGUACCCAUCAUUCAAAUUAUACAUCGACAAAUUCAAUGUUAGAUAGGAAUAAGCAAUUUGAAAUCCGUUCAAUGGAAGAGUCAAGUUGUAAAAAAGUAAAUGAUGCUGCCCCAUCAGAAGCCUCGACAACAACAUUCACCGACAGAAGAUUGAGUGAUAGCAGUAAAACAAUUGAGAUAACCGCGGCGGUCAUGCCACGCAGAAUAGAUAAUAUAGGCCCUAAUAGCAGUGCGUCAAGCAGCGAUCUGUGCAAUUAUUCCAGUAAAGAAGCCUUAGGAGACAAGUCGAAAGAAGUCCCAGCAAGUAGUAGUAAGACGAAUGCAACACCACAAGAGUCGCAAAUAGCCCAUUGUACAAGUAGUAGUAGCAAUAGUGGCGGGCAAGAUGUGAGAAGCAACGAAUCAAGUCGCAUGUCACCAAAAUACAGUGACGUAGUAGAUAGCAGCACUAGCCAUAAUAACAGGCCCCAAACCCCGCCAACUCUCACAACGCCAGUGAUAGCUUCAACUAGCGCAAAUGCUUCGUCUACGCCACAGAACGAUGAAAUGGUCGGCCAAGCCGCAAUACGAAUCGAUUCACAAACUAGGCCAAGUUUAAAUUCUGAUAGAAUAGCUUCCAAUUCAAGUGAUCACGCUCACCAAACAGCACCUCUUGCUCUAGCCGCUGCUGAUAGUAAUAAUCAGCAGACAAAUGGCGUACAAGAAAGGUCUCAAGUACUAGCCAAGAUUAAUAGCACCGAGUCCAGACGAAAUGAUAUGGAGGCUGUCUCAUCAUCAAAUUAUUCUAUUAUAAAAUCAAACAACAUCGAGUCAAAACGGCCUAGUUUAACUGAAGAUCAACGGAAUGAAUUCGGAAUCAUUUCAGAGGAGGUUGAUAAGAAGACUCAUUCCAAUAUAAUCACCUACCAAACAUCAAAUCAAGCGAUUGUAGCAUCGACUAUAAGGCAGUUGUUCAAACGGAGCGCGUCGGAAGAAGGAAGACUGGAACAGCGGCCAAUGUUAGCACCCCCAAAAGUACAAGUUAAUGCAGCUAAUAAUAAUCACAACAUCCUGCCAACACGGGUCGCCCCAACACAGAAUUCCCAACAUUCACAACGUGAAACGAGCCCAUAUUAUUAUCCAAAUGAAAGGGUUACUCAGAACCAGCAAUCAGCGCGACCCGUCCAGCAAAUGACGCGUCAGUUAAGCAAAGAUUCGUCAGAUACUCGCUCCGAAAGUAUAUCCAGUGCUACCCCGAAAUCUAGCUAUUAUCAGCCGCCAAAGAGCGGACCUGAAAGUUAUAGCAAUUAUCCGCCGCAAGUUUCAAUGCAUAACAGCAACAUUAGUAGCAGUACCACCACUUUAUCUUCGAGCAAUCGCUUAGAAAAAUCUUCACCAUCUUCCGAAGCAGGGUCCUCAUUAGAAAAUUUCCCGAGGAUCCCAGCAAUGGUAGAUACUGUUCUCGCAAUGAAAAAAACAAAACCUGAGUCUGAACGUCGCUAUAAUGCCAUGCAGCAAAAGGAAUUUCAUCAAACCCAAUACAUGCAGGCCGAACCGUCCCACCCACAACAAUCGCAUCCAAGCUACAGCAAUAGUAGACCAGGCAACGAACAAUCGGCUAGGAGAAAUCAAAUUUACGUGGAAAAUCCCGAUUUCACCAAAAUAACACAUUCAGCGCCUCCUCAAAAACAGGCAUCUUCAACAGCCAGCGCACAUCACCCAAGUAAUCUCAGUCAACUUCACAUGAAACCGCCAGACUUCAGUAAAAUCAAGGAGGCAAAACCGAAGUCAAUUACACCUGAAAAUUUUGCGGAAAUGAGUAAAAAGUUCAACUAUGUGAAAGAUUUGCGACUGAAAAACCCUCCGGGGCAAGAAAGUCUGCAUGAAAAGACACCCUACAACAACUUGUACAUGAAAGCUCCCGAAUUUAGCACUCAAAAGUUUCAGAGUAAAUCUGCGGAAUCAUCACCACAUGCUUACAACUCGAAGGCAGAAUAUCAACAGAACUUGACAAUGCAUUUUCCACAAUUGUCGGACGAUGUGGUAAUGUCAGUAGUGCCAACAAAGCCCGCAAACCAACCACACUACGCAUCUUUACCUGAGAAGAAAACAUCCGAACUGCAUGAUCGAGCCAAACAUUAUCCACCGGUAUCCUAUCCGAAUGCUGUUCAACUACAGCCUCGAGAACAUUCCUCGCCCUCUGAUCAUCACCCGCAUAUUAUUCCCGCUGGUAGUAAGCUACCAGAACAUCGUGAAUACGCGCCAAUGUAUAAUCAAAAGCAAACACAUUCACAACCUCAACCACCAUCAGGCAGCUCUUUGCAGCGGCAGUACUAUGCCCAAAGUAGUUACCCAACGCAACAAUCACAUCACCCUCAUCAUCAACAAAUACCAACAUCACAGCCAAGUGGAGCUGCAGUCACAUCUGUGAUCCAAAGUAGUCGAUCCAAAGAGCGCGCUGUCGAAUAUCCCCAACCAAAACCCCAAGAAAGACCUGUUGUCAGUCCAAACUACUAUCAGUAUUUGCCGCAGCCGCAACAACAGCAGCAACCGCCGCAUCCAGGUAGUUCAUCGUACAGCAAAAAUCCAUCCCCCUCUCUCGUCGCAGGGGGCCGACAAUAUCCUGCCCAAAGUACGAUAAUUCAGCAAGCUCCUUCGCCUGUUAAUUCAGCCCCUUCCACUCCAUCAAAUAAGCCAGUUGCCAGCCCCAACACUAUGAACCCACCCUGUGGAUGGCCCAGCCAGUCGAAUUCCAGAGUGGGUCACAGUCCGGUCGCAUCUCCCCAUACACCCUAUCACCGUGUAUCGCAAAGUCCAGUGGGCAUGAACGCUCCUUCGCCACAUAGUCCAUCGUUCCUACAACCCUCACCAAAGGCAUCACCAAGUCCUACACACAUUUCGCGGGUUCCUCCAGCACAAAACCAAUGUGUUCCAUCAUCGGUGUCUUACAAAAACCCUUACAUGUACCCGCCGCAACCAGAACCAUUGCCAAACAAUAAAGCUUCCUUUUACGGCGGGCCUGCUCCCUUGCCUCAAAAGCCCCAAUAUGAUAGGCAAUAUUCAGAGCAACCAAAAGCACCAAGCAAACCUGAAGGGCUUCCUCUACUGCCCAGUGAAUAUAUGAUGAGUCAGCUUCCAGCCAAAGCUAACACUAGCAGGCAACCGGAACGCGACGAUAGCGUGUACGCUUCAAGUUCCUCUUCUAGACUUAGUGAUCCUUCAAAAGCUAUUCACAACUACAACAAAUCAGGUGGCAAUAAGUUGCAGGAAAAGCCAAACUAUCGCGAGAUGAUCAACAGCGCAUACGCUCUCAGAAACUCAACAACUGAGGAAGACUUAAAUUACAAAAUAAUUCAACGAACACUUAAAAAGGAUAUAUCUAUUCAUCGAUCUGAGAAUGAUCUUAGUAAAAGUAUUUUUGAUACAAUGCCAGGUCCUCCCGUGAAAAAUAGUAGCUCCUUGCAUUUUUCACGAUCAGCCGAAUCAUUGAACAGCUCCCGAGUACCUGAUUCGCACGGUAAAUACGUUUAUCAUCAAGAUUACAAUGUAGGGAAAGGAUUCCCCGCCAACCAUUCUGGUAGCGGCGGUAUAGUGUCUGGAUCUAGUAACAUUGCAAAGUCCACUAGUAACAACAAGUUAUCACACUUGCCAAUUUGUAACGAUCUCACGAGAAAUGAUAUUAGUGUAACCGUUUCAAAAGUAGUGAAACCGCCGGAUGAGAGACCAAAGCCAACGGAAACGCACGUCCAUCCUGCGCCAAGGUCCAGUUAUGUCGAUAAUAAAGAACUCUCAGCUGUUGUGAUAUCAAAAAUGAAAACCGCACCGGUAACGGAAGCUCGAAAUGCGUACGCUUCUCGCACUCGUCCGCCUGAACCACCACCACCAGCCAUUCCAAAACCUGUUGCAACUUCCAGCACUGCUUCCAAGCGUGAAUCACCUCUGGAUCUGUCAGUUAAAACUGUGAAAACCAAGGCUGAUUCAACUGGGUGUGAUGACUCCGCCUAUGCACCCAGAAGCAGCCUGGCCAGUACCUUGAAAUUUGACUUCGCGCCAAAUUUCUCGAAGCACGUUCGAAAUAUGACGCAAGCGGAGUCACCUCCCACAGCAGCAACGCAACAACCAUCCAAUCAGCAAUCCGUAAAUCGAAAUCCUUAUGCACCGGGAACUUCUCGCCAGUAUUCGUACGAGCCAACCGCAGCCCCUCAAGUUCAAAAGGCAUCUGUGUUGCCACCACAAAAAGAAAUGUACAAUGCUAACUAUCCACCACGCCACAAACCCAAUGAGCAACCUCCUGUGCAGUAUCAAUCGUCAUAUGGUCAGCCGCAAAGUCACAAGGCGUAUCCUGUGGUCGCACAACCUGGCACAAGUCAUCAGGAAGAUCGAUCUCUCCAGUAUAGAAUGGGCCAGCCAUCAGGUGCGUCCUUUGCACCGAAAUAUGAUCAAAAACCAUCUGACGAACGGCCGAAAAUCAUUGAAGUAGAUCAAACAAGAAAAGUUCAAAUUCCUCCUCCAACCAAAGAAGUUCAAUAUCAAGAUUAUGGAAGACAACAACCGGUCCCACCGCAGCAAUAUGAACGACUUCCAAGUCAGCAACAUCCAUCUCAUGUCCUUUACAAAGACCAACGCUAUGCAGAUACUACUUCCUUGAAGUGUAGGGAAGCGUAUCCUACAAGUGAUGCCCAUGAAUCUAGGCAAGACGAAUAUGCAAGAAGAACCGAAGCGGUAGCCCAUAAUCCGCCAGUUUUGCCCCCGAAUGCUCAGCAUGGACGCAUGCACGAGGUCCAAUAUAACAACAGAGAAUUGGAACAAAAACGGCAAGAGGAAAGCAAAGCAUUUGCCGCAAAUGCUCGUCGGAAUAACCAAUACUCAAACGAUCCAUAUGCUAGCAGAAAACGACCCCAGGAUAAUUUGCCCCCGCAAGUACCAGGCAGUUCGUCACAUUAUCAUCCACCAGAAAAGCAGGUUCGAGUGGAUGAGCUUUAUCGUGCACAUUUAGCCCAAACGCAACAUGUACAACAACAACAGCAGCUUCAUCAACAACAAAUGCUUCAACAGCAGCAUCAUCGUCAACAAGAACAACAGCGCAUUAACGCUCAAAUGUAUCGUACGGACCCUUCCUCACACACAAAUCAUUACGAAAAAGGAGAUGCAUCCGUUUUGAGAAAGGACGGUACGCAUCCUGGAGGUCCACAUUACCCCAGCCAAGCACAAUACCAUGGAGCUCCGUAUAAACCGCCACCGGUCCCUCAACAAAGUUAUCCUGUACAUCAUCCACAACCACAAUCUGAUCGGCAAAUGCAACCUCAGAGCAACAUUCCACCCGCAAAUAGUCAGUUGCAGCAAUAUCCGCAGAAUGUUCAUGUUGAUCGAAUUGGAAGCCAUCCUCACACUGCCGUACCUCAUCGAAAUGUUCAGCCAGCUCACUCAAUUCCGCCAGGUCUUCAGACACAAAAUGCACCCCAUCAACAACAGAAUUCGGCGCAGCAUGCUCCAGUUACUUAUCAGCCAUCACAGAAUAUAUACCCAACAUCACAUACGGCUGUGAAUCCUCCUCAAAGUCAUAUCGCCCACAGUAAUAUUCCUCCGAAUAUGCAACCAAGGCAAUCACCCCAUCAAAGUCAUGAAUCUGCUGCAAAACCGAUACCCUCCCACGAGGCUCCACCUGUUCAUAACAGCUUGCCGCCUAGCCAGCCUAAAUAUAUUAGUCAAGAUAUACAGCAUCGAUCACAAUCAGGACAUAUGCAGCACAACAAUCAAGUUUUUCAUCCAAGGUUGUCUUCUGAAUAUCCUCCGCAUCGAAGAGGUGAAUUCUAUCCAAAUAAUCAACACAAGUAUUCCAUCCAAGCUUCUUCUCAAGAAGCUCCUAGUUCAAAUGCACACAUUCAUGCACCUUCCGAACAGCGAGAACACCACAAAGGAAACCAUACACGUCCCGAAUAUCCUCCAUCAAAUGAUAUUGCGAUGUCUUACCAAACUUCAGUUAACCGCAAUCGAGAGCUUCCAGCUCCGCCGCAACAGAAUUCCACAUGGUAUCCUCCAGUACCAAUGGAAGCAGAUCCAGGAAAGCGUGAACCUCCGAAAGAAUCUUCAUCCACUUUCCAAAGUAAUCAAUAUCCUCCGGCGACACCGUCUUCACCCUUCAGUAGUGAACCAUCUCCGAAAAUUGUGCAAGCACGCCCGACUCCUGCAAUUGUCGCCAAAGCUCCAAGUGAAGUGUCACCAGCUCAGAUCCCACAAAGUCAACCAGUCACUGCUACUCCACAUCGUGGAGCCGAUCAGAAUGUGAUCGAAAAGCUGCGAACCAGCAUUGAAAUGCGAGAAUUCGAGAAGCAAAAAUUGCUGAAUCGAAAACAGAUGAAUGGUGAGAUCCAAGAAGAUGAGCCUCACAAGAAUGAUAUUGCCUCUCUGUUGGCGGCAAGAAUCAGGACAAAAGGUGAACUUAAAGGUUACACCCCGAUCCCUACGCCAGAGGAGAAACCAGCGCCGGAAGAAAGGGUGGAAGAGAAGAAGGAAGUGCUCGAAGAACCGGCAAAACCACCAGUGCUUGAUCCAUUUUCUGAUGAAGAUCCUGGCCAAUCUGCUUUCGAUUUAAUGGAUUGGGGAAGCACAUGCAACGAUUUCGUCGAACAACUGCAGACAGGGGUGAAAAAGAGGGCCGGGAAGAAACGAAAGGCCCAAUCAAUCAUUUCUAACGAACCGUCAGACAAUGCCCUCUCCAAUGUGGAGUCGAAAGAAAAUCUGCCAGGAGUCGUUUACAAUGGAGACAUCGAACAGAGUCUCGUGGAAAAAAUCAAAUUAGAGACAAUGGAAGCUGAGAAAUUGAAACCGGAUGGCAAGUCUCAGCAAGAAAGCAGUUCCAGUGAUGAAGACAAACCACUGCAUUUGCUCCGGCAACAAAGCUUGACAGAUGUCGGCAAAUGUGGUUCUGAUAAGGAGUCGUCUGCACAGCAAACAGUUGCUACUGAUAUAAAAUUGGAGGAUUUAGAGGAUAGAAGUAUGUCAGGAACUGGCCAAAAAUCACAUCCAACAUCUGACUGCAGCUCCGAGAGGGCGGCUGCGCGGAUAGUUCGCGAGAAGCAGCGUUUGCAGCAAGAGAGACGACUUGCUGCCCGCCUAAGCAAGACUAGCAGUUCUGAGAGCGAUGAGGAGACCAAGAGGAAUUUGCAAAGGCCCAAGAAGCUAACCCGAAAACCAAGAUCCCGUGCUAGUGGGGCGAGUACCACACGCGAUUCAACCGACAGUGAUAGCUCCGAGGGUGAAGCAGAAAAAAGAAAUUUGAUUCGGGAGCGUCUUGAAACCAGGAAACGAAAACUCGCAGUAGAAAAGGUGUCGUCAAGUUCUGAACCCCAAGCUAAUAAGAAACUGAUUACCAAUGUUGUGGUCGAUGAAAACGAUCGGAAAAUAAAGUUACCUAUUCCGAUUACACCGAGUUCGGUUGUUUUGAAGCGUGAAAUUAUCACAAAGGCUCAGAUAAAAUGCAUGAAGCUGCCUAGCGAGAAGAGCGAAAGCAGCGAUGAGGAGAUGGACAGUUCAAAGAAAACAGUAGAAUCUAAGGAGGAAUCAUUAAACGACAAAAAAGAUGUUAGUGAGGAUGAAACGAAUGUGAGUCAAGAGCAGACAAGUUCACCUGCAGUUAAAAGUAAGACACCCGCGAAGAAAGCCAAACCCUUCGAGACACCUAAAAUUGAGGAAACCAUGACGAGAUCCAAACGAAAGAAAGAGCUCCAAGAGCAGUUGGCUAAUAGUAAAGUCUUGCGUAACGAAAAAGUCAUACAAAAUACUCCAAUCAAACCUAGCCCAGCAAAAAGCAAACCCAAUGAUAAAACACCACCUCUCAGGGUAACACGAUCGGUUGAACAGAAAUCUAGUGAGGAGAAGGUCAAACCUCAGAUCAGUACUCGAAGUUCGAAAAAUGAAAAGAUCGAGGACUCAAAACGGAAACUUUGCGGCAAUGAAUCUGAUGAUAAGGCGAGGAAGAGGCCAAAUAAGCCCGCAAAGGAAGAAUCUUCGCUGAGUUCAAGCGAGGGUAACAGCGACGCAGAGCCGAAAACUGUCUCUGAACGACUACUGUUAAGACGUUCUCGGUUGUCCAAUGAAUCAGUAGAAAAGACCCCAGAGCCGCGAAAGACACGAUCAUCUGAUCGUGCUAAAGCUGAAACUGAAAGCAAGAAACCUCCCGUUGUUCAAAAAACACCCACCCCUAGCAAAAAGCCACAGGUGACAACAGGGAAGCAAAAAGUCGCACCAGCUGAGACGAAUACGGAUAAGUUUCCUCCUGGCUGGGAGCUUGAGGUCUAUCAGUACAAAAGAGCCCUGAAGGUUCCGCAGAGUCUUAUUACAAUCAAAGGUCCUGCACAUCAUCGGGUCUCGACGUCUCUUCCAGAUUUAGAUCCGCAUUCAUCAGAUGCUUCAGAAUCGUUCUCAACCGAUAAUUUGAAGGUCAAUUCCAAGCAUUUCAGUGAAAAGAACAAGAAGGAUAACAAGUCACUUCGCUUGGAACCCACGAAGAGUCAUAAAAAAUCCUUGAAAGUCGCCACUCAACCGGAGGAUGAAGCUUCCAAUGAUGUACCAGAAUCACUGGAAGGCAAGUCUAUCAUUGAUAUCCUGCACCAACGUGUUCCAUUUUCGCGGCGACAAAAGGAUAAAAAGUUGACAAGAAACUUGGGUCGAAACGAAGCACGGGUUCUACCACGGAGCAGUAACCAAACCGAGCUAUUGCCCACACCGAAAACAAGCAACAUUUAUCGAGGUGAAAAUCACCAUAUUCGUGAAAUAUUCGGGGGUGAAGAUCGACCCGCUUCUGCUCCACCUGAGCUGACAGAUUCAAAGGAAGAAAUUGAGCCACGAAUGACAUUUGCGAAAAAAUACGAGGAAUAUCUGGCGGCAAUGAAUGAUGUCGACUUUGCAAAUAGAAUUCGGAAAAAUAAAAAGAUUUCAAGUGAGGCGUUGAUGGAGGAGACAAGCAGGAGCAGUAUGUUAGACGUUCCCAUAAAAAAGGAGAAACUAGAUGAGUUUGUUCCCAACCAAGAUGAUGAUGAGACCCAAGAUACCGAAAUCAAUGCAUGCUUGCAAAAUGCCGUUGAAUUGAAAACCGAACCCAUGGAUACCAACGAGCGUGACACGCCUAGCAUUGUGUCGGAACAUGGAGAUGGGGUCGUCACGCCAAUACUCUUCAAACGGAAGAAGAGUAGUAAAAUGCGCAGCUCACGGCGGAAAGGCAGUUCUGGAUUCGAUUACAUCCGGAAGAAGAAAAAGCCCGCACCGUCUAACAGUAACGGACAAGAGGUUGUGAAAAGGAAACGAAUUUCGCCUGUAGAACUGCUAAAUACUCGCGAUGAAAAUGAUAUUAGCAAAGAGAUUCAACGAUGGGUUCUAAACAAGGGGGUGGGACAGAGCGCUCUCCAUAAAGCUGCUCGACUUGGGUACAUUGACGUGAUCGCCUACUGUCUGGAACGAAUGGGGUUAAAUCCAGAUCCAAAGGACAACGCCGGAUACACACCCCUUCAUGAGGCGUGUUCGAAAGGCAGAUUGGAUAUUGCUCGUUUGCUCCUGCAGUAUGGCGCGAAUCAUUCCGAAGUUGCAGCGUCGGGUAUUCGGCCGCUACAUGAAGCAAGUGAAAAUGGAUAUGUGGAAAUUGUACGCUUGCUACUUUCAUAUGGAGCGGACCCACUUGUCACCACAUAUUCAGGCCAAACACCUCUGAUGCUCGCCGAAAGCAGCGAAAUGGAGCAAUUCAUCAAAAAUCACUUGCACGAUGUGCAAAAUACAGGGCCACACAAACAACCAUGGAAAUUUCCAGGACCUUGGUAUAUUUACGAUCCAGACGUUUGUGGCUUCAACGAAUUGGAUGGAGUGCCGGAUGAUAAUGACGACUGCGAUGACAUGGACGAUUCACAAAUCAAUAAAGUGACUUCUACCACUGCAGGAGCUGAAUUAAUUAGGUCGGAUGAUACGCCCUCGAUACAAGAUUCAAGGGACAAAUGCGAUACAAAUUCAAACUCAAUUUUGUCCACGUAUGACGAGAGACCUCGCCAGCCCAAUGAACGGGUGAUUUUCAAGAACAAACUCAAAACAAAUUGUACAGUUGUCCUGAAUAGCAUUGAAUCAAUUGAGCGUAUCAGCACAGUGAAACAGUUCAAGGACUAUCAAAGUAAAAGUGUUCAACGGAGACGUUCAACAAAUGAUGGCCGAGAUGAUAGGACUGAUAUCGGCGAGGAGACGGACGGUGACGGUGAAAUUUUCGAGUUUGAAGAAUCCGAUAUUCCGUUGCCUCCUUUGUAUCUUCUCAAGGACGAAGGAUCAGAGAAAUGGGUGAUGCUAAGUGAUUUAUGCAGUCUGCUGAAGGUGAAGUCGAAGGAUACUCUUCUGAAACAAAUAUCACCCUCGCUACCACCUCCCACCAACAAGGAACUAUUGCGUGAGCUUAAAAUGUCAGAUUUUCUGGAGAAGGCAACCUGCCUGCAAUUGCUAUGUGCUGGCGAGAAACUAAACAUUCGUUCAUCAAAAGUGGUCCUGGUCAAAUACAAUGAGAGCGUUCGCAAUCUACUCGGCGUAAAAACAAUCCUCAUGAAAUUCUAACCAGAAACCGAAACCUUUCCAAAAGGCUCGUAAGUGGGGAAUUAAACGAAGGUUAACCUACGAGAAUUUUUAAGCGCGAAACUAUUUGCUGGUGAUUAUUAUAGGUGCUAUUGCUUUCCAUGCAACAACAACAGAAACACUCUCGAGACGUAUGUAUGGAAAGAUAAUUUCUUAUCUUGAAUAGAAAUGAUUAAUUCUUAAAUAGAAGUCAGAUGAAUAUUUAAAUAGAAAAAACGAAAACACGAAUUGUGAAAAACAUGAAAAUAAGUAAACAAAGUGGCUUGUGGAGAACGAAGUGAAAACACAUAAGUAGCAAGUAAAGUUUUAUGAGAGACAUAAUUUUAGUAGGUACAAUUUUUAAAUAAUCAUUCGUUAUACGUUGAUGUCAGUUUUAAUUUGAAAUAGUAGAUUUUUUUUUCUGAUUUAUAUAUAUAUUCAACGUAAGAGGAGAUGGGAUCAAACCUGUGAUAAGUAGGCAUAAGGCAUUGAGACUAAUCUAGAAUGAAAAUAUUUAGGACGUUUUAAGGUUGAUAGGAAAAAUGAACAAAAUAUAUUGAAGAAUAAGUGAGAUUACAACUAUCUCUCUCUAUCUCGAUUUUAGAUUAGACUAAGCAAUGAAAAGUAUGAGAAUGUCGAAUGAUAUAUAAAGUGGAAAGAUUUUUUCAUGAUUAUUUUUUGAUUUUUAAUAAGUUUCAUGUUAUUAUGUGAGAACAUAUCUUUUUCGUACAAUUUCAAUUAAAAUGCCGAACAAUUGGUCCUUAUUUAUA
Messenger RNA from Hermetia illucens (black soldier fly), 13411 nucleotides. RefSeq lists its product as uncharacterized. Lineage: Eukaryota; Metazoa; Arthropoda; Insecta; Diptera; Stratiomyidae. The coding region runs from base 975 to 12644 and encodes 3889 amino acids. Gene Ontology annotation, molecular function: transcription corepressor activity; protein binding. Gene Ontology annotation, biological process: negative regulation of transcription by RNA polymerase II. Gene Ontology annotation, cellular component: nucleus. The record is from RefSeq and is a predicted model, not a curated record. The transcript is spliced from 7 exons.